AUUAACAAUCAGCUUUACAUCAUGAGAACAGUUGUAUUAACUGAGAGGGUUCCCAGUGUAUACUUAUUCUGAGGCUUUUUAUUUAAUGUUUCUGUAAGUAUUUUAAUCUCUACCCUUGGAAGAGGCUGGGAUACCAUGGGAUUCGGAGCUCUCUGUUUUGUACUGCUUUGUGUUAGAUUUUUAUCUUAUAUUUAUACUCCUAUGCCUGACAACAUUGAAGAAACCUGGAAAGUAAUGGCCCUGGAUGCAGUUGCUAAAACUUGUAACUUUGUGGCCACAUUAUGUGAUAAAAUAGGUCUCAUGAAAUAUGAAGACGUACUAGUAAUUUUAGCAUCAGUUCACUUUACAAAAGCAGUUUCAGAUGAAAACAUUACAGUGAUUGACACAGACUUCAGUGACAUUCCUGUUCGUCUGUAUUUGCCAAAGAGGAAGUCUGAAAGACAGAGACCAGCUGUAAUUUUCAUUCAUGGUGGUGCCUUUGUCUUGGGAAGUUACAAGAUAUCAGCAUAUGAUGAUCUGAAUCGAUGGACAGCAAACAAAAUUGGUGCUGUUGUUUUGGGGAUAGAGUAAGAAAAAGACAAUACUUCUUAUCACAGUCCAGGC
This is a messenger RNA of Mastomys coucha (southern multimammate mouse), 603 nucleotides long. Its product is annotated as arylacetamide deacetylase-like 2. The record is from RefSeq and is a predicted model, not a curated record. The transcript is spliced from 3 exons. The coding region runs from base 136 to 570 and encodes 144 amino acids. Lineage: Eukaryota; Metazoa; Chordata; Mammalia; Rodentia; Muridae.